CAGUUUGUUCUAGUUGCACUGCAAAAAUCACCUUGUUACGACGUACAAUGAUUGAGAGCGAAUAAAAACAAAAUCGAUUUUCUAAUUUUUGAUCCGAAUUACCCCUAACGAGUGUAUAUAUAUAUGUUGACAUUAUGUAGUACGCGAGAGAAAGGAGAAAAAUUAUAUGAUAUUCAAUAGGAGUAGGUAGGUAGAUAGAUAUACAGCGACAUCUUGAAUUUUUUAUUUGAUUACACUUUUAUUUUUAAACUUGAUAGAAACUACGGAGGCAAUAGAAAGUAUUUAUAUAGGAACAUGCUAAUGUAGUACGAGGAUUUUCUGACUAUUACAUGUUGCUGCUUGUGAUUCGCCUCGAACUGUAUCCAAUCACAUCCACUGUGUUUCACUUUCUCUGCAAAUCUAUUUAUAAAUUUAUUAUUUCUCCGAUAUCCCAGAUUUUUAUAUUCAAAUUUUUUAUAUGAGGUGAUUAUUUCGUAUGUUGUCCAUGUACAGGGUUGGAAAUAAUAUUUUGAUAUGGGGGUACUGCUAUAAUUUCAAAUAGAGUAAAUAAUGAAUUUUAUACCAAAUGAAAGCUCGUCGAAAACGGGAUUUAUUGGUACUAAAUAGUAAUAGUUAUGGAAACUUUUUAACAUCGAACUUAAGAAAUUGGCAGAAAUUUUCUACAUUUUUUCGCGUAGAAAAUCAAGGCGCCAGUAAUUCAGAAAUGGAGUCAAAUUUUUUCUUCGAUAUUUUCACAUAGUUCGAUAAAGCUCGUCGAGCUCUAUAAAACUGUACAUAUUAGAAGUUUUUUAAGCCAUUGUUCUGAGAUAAAAAAUUCAAAAACUAGUUGGAAUAACCUUAAAAGAUGUUAAUAAACGCAUUUUUUUAUAUCGAAGAAAAACACUCGAGUUUUCAGUAAAAUUAGCUUUUUUCAUUUUUUUUACUGUCACAUACGCUUCGAAAUAUACUCAUCAGAUGUAGCGUGAAAAACUGCGUCUAGUGCGUAUAUUUCGAAGCGUAUGUGAUAGUAAAAACAACGAAAAAGCUAAUUGUACUGAAAACUCGAGUGUUUUUCUUCGAUAUAAAAAAAUGCGUUUUUCAACAUUUUUUAAGAUUUUUCCAACUAGUUUUUGAAGUUUUCAUCUCAGAAAAAUGGGUUAACAUUUUUUUAAUAUAUAUAGUUUUAUAGAGCUCGAUGAGCUCUAUCGAACUAUGUAAAAAUAUCCAAGAAAAAAUUUGACUCCAUUUCUGAAUUACUGGCGCCUUGGUUUCUAUGCCAAAAAAUGUAGAAAAUUUCUGCCAGUUUCUUAAGUUCGAUGUUAAAAGGUUUCCAUAACUAUUACUAUUUAGUACCAAUAAAUCCCGUUUUCGACGAGCUUUCAUUUGGUAUAAAAUGCAUUAUUUACUCCAUUUGAAAUUAUAGCAGUACCCCCCCCCCCUCCCCUAUCAAAAUAUUAUUUCCAACCCUGUACAUUACACUGAUACGCCAUUUGCCAUUAAAUAACAGUCGAUCGAAUUAUAUGUAUAAAAAUUAGCGCCUGCUGUGCUACCUCGAAUAGUACUAUUCACUGUUGAUUUGCAUUCUUCUAUUAGCUUUUCUUUGAAAAUAAAUCAACUAUAAUCGCUUUUGUAAGGUAAUUCCUGUUUAAGAUUAACACUUUGUAAGGUUCAUUAUGGAAAAGAACGAUGGUAAUAGUUUCUUUUUUCUUUCCAGUCCGAAUUUGACAUUUCUGCCCAGAAAGCUCAAGCGAGAACAAUAGUAUGAAGUAAUAAUAACGAUUCGAAAUCUAUAUUAGUAUUCAUCUUAAUGGUUUUCAUGAUUGGCUCAUAAUUUCUUAUUACUAUUAACUAGUUGUCUUUGUCAUCACCAAAAAUUAUUGAUCUUCGAUCUUUUUUAACAUCAGUGCUCAUCUGCAAAACACAAACUCAUCAAAAGUCAUAGUAAGAAGACAAAAAUGGCGAUGACAACUGAUCCCGAACAGUUUGAACUUCAAGCAAUUACUUUUGAUAAUGAAUUUUCGGAUGAUAGACGAUCAAUAAUUGGCAAAGACGUCGAUAGGAGAGAUUUAGCGUACAACUUUGACGCACUUCAUCUUAACUUGGAUGUAGAAGAAAGACUUGAUCUACAAUAAGGGAUAGUUCCAAUAGAAGAUUCUAAUAAUAGACUGGAUUGUCCUAUAACAAAAAAUCAUCGAGUUGUAGACGUUAUUCCUCACGUAUUAGACUUGACAGAAUUGACUGUUACGAACAAUAUUGCAACAGAUCUCAGUCCUAUUGUUGAGUACGCGAGAGAGCUUUUGCUAUCACUUACCGAAGCAUGAGCUGAACUGGGAAUAACUUUUGAAUCAGUAACUGUAGACGAGCCCUUGGAAUCAGCUUGUAUGAUCGUGUAGCGCGAUCAUUUUCAAUAAAUUCUAACUUUAUAGUUGGAGGAAAGUAAGGUCAACUUAUUCGAUUCGAUUAUCGAGAUUCUGAUCUGAUAAACAUUAGAGAAAAGGCUCGAUUCUCAAUGUACUGUUUCAACACUGAAACAUGAUUGCAAAAAAAGGAUUCUUUCGGUUUAUCUCACUUUAAGUCGCCUCCACAGUACUGUUAACUAGUAUCAAUUCAGACUAGAUAAUAUUGUAUAAUUCAAAUGUGAAAGAAUAUUUAAAGGCGUAUUUUACUUAUCGAUCGAUCAUGUGACCAUUUGUAAAGAGAAUGUGAAAUAUUCAAAAUAAAUAAGCAAUGAAUUUGGUUAGACAAGACAUGAGACUUCUGUUCACGUUUGCUUCCCACUAGUUUGUGUGAAUCAAAUCUAAGAUAUGCCAUAUUUUUUAGAUUUCUCAAUAAUACGCAUGCAGAAGUAUGAAAUAAACAUGCCUGGUAAGAAGACCUUUAGACACUAUAUUUGAUUUCGAUACUGGUCUCUUUCCAGUUCGAAGACAAUCUGCAUGCAAUUAUCAAUUUGAAAACUCAGAGCGCAGGUCAGUACAAAGCUCUGGAUAUUUUUUCUUCGAGCUAUUAACAUGAUAGAAUGAGGGUGAGACAAGGCAAAAGAGAAUGUCUUGUCGUUCACAUCUGACUCACAAGGCAACGAUGAAUAAACGGAGUCACAUUCCUGUUCUUGUGCUUCCAAAACCUCAAACUUCACCAAAAUGUUUUUUCCAUAUAUUCUGUUGUCUGAAAUGGAUAAUUUGAAAUUGUAAUGCUGUAUUCAUAAAACCAAACAUAUGAACAGAAGUACUUCUCAAUACAGUCUAGAAAUUUGAAAGACCUUGGUUUUCCAAGCAAAAUAUUUUCUUUUGCUCAGGAACAGAUAUGCUUUUAUCUCCUAUCUCCUAUGGUGAAAACCGCAACUCUUUACGAUGUUUCUAUCAAAAUCUAUUCUAAAAAGACUCACCCAUCUUUUUCUGAGUACGCAUUAAUCUAAUCAAAUCUUAUAGAAUACGAAAAGCUAUUAAAUCCUAUCGGAAUUCUUAUCAUUGAAUUUUGAUAAAUUACAAUGAAAUUCAAAUCAGAAUUUGACAGCAGGAUCAUUCGUUUUAAAUGAAUACACAUAUUGCCCUUCAUAAGAAAGCGGAAACGUGAAUUAAAAAAAGGACAGAACACAUUCACCUGUUAGUAACUAUCGACUAAUUAAAGAAAAGAUGAAUAGUUGACUAAAUCUCAGCGAUAAAUCAAGACACAGUCACAAAUCUAUAGAAACGAUAGUCUACCUUUGAAUCAGCUUGAUUUCAAAGAAAACUAUAUGACUCUGACAUUGAAAAUUAUCUCUCUGUCAUUUAUUUUCUUUAUUUUAUGUUGGAUAAAACGAGACAAGCUAUAAAACUGUGUCUGCUAUAGUCCGAUUACACUCCAUCUUUUACGUCAUCCAUAUUGUGAAGAUUGAAUACUUUUCUAUCCAAGAGGAAAUAUAAUUCAGCUGUUGAUUAGGUUUCUCAGUUCGAUCUACAAGAAAGUAAUAUUUCUUUAUCAAACUCGAUUCUUUCGAUGUAUUCUUGUAUUAUUAAUUCUUACUGUGAUUAUUUAUUCGAUUUGGAAAUCUACGUUCAUAUCCACUUAUGAACAUGAAGAUGAUGGUAAAUAAUAAUUGAAUAAAAUAAUGAAAUCUGUUUGUUGUUUUUUUGUUAGUCAAUAUUUAUGAAUUUGUACCAGAUUUUUAUCGUCGUUUUGUUCUGAACAGUUGUAAGACUUAUACUGUUACAGAUCUUAUUAAUAUAACAAAACUAUCGAAUAACAACAAAAAUGAUACAUUAAAUUCAGCUGAAAAUCCUAUUCAUCUUAUUAGUCAAUGGUAUUAUGAAACAAAUAUUCGACGACGAAAAGAAUUAAUAUCUGUUUUAUAUAUGAAUGUUAUUAAUGAUGCUAUAUCAAAAAUUCAUUUUAUACAAAACUCAAAAUCAUGUACGGUAUUUAAUGAUAUUAAAAUUGAUAAAUAUUUUCCAACUGAUAUUUUGAGAUCUAAAUUAAUUAUUUAUUAUGAUGAAAAUUUUAAUAGUAAUCAACGAUUAACAACAAAUCAAGCACUUCAAUAUGCAAAUCAUUUUAUUACAACUGGUUAUACAAUAUUACUUAACUUGGAUAUUUUUUUCGAUCAAUCAUUAGCAAUUUUAAAACAUCGUACUUUAUUUGAUAAGAAAAUUAUUUUUUAUUUAUCUCGUUAUGAAGUUGAUCUAUCGUUCACAACGGGCGUAAAAUGUUCAAAUGAAUACUAUAAGGGAAGUCAUGAUGCAUUAAUUUUCCAAACACCAAUACCAAACGAUGUUAUAGAGAAACUUCCAUUUGAAAUGGGAACAUGGUUUCUUGAAGAAAAAAUUAUCCAUGAACUUACACAAGCAAAUUAUACAGUCAGAAAUCCAUGCAAAUCAAUAAGAAUAUGGCAUGUACAUUUGAGUCAAGUACGUCAUCGAUUAAUGCCAGCGAAAAAGUACUUAACUCCUGAACUUCGGAGGCAAGCUUUGCGUUACCCGGAGUUUUUGUGA
This is a messenger RNA of Rotaria sp. Silwood2, 4943 nucleotides long. Lineage: Eukaryota; Metazoa; Rotifera; Eurotatoria; Philodinida; Philodinidae. The record is from the annotation of a GenBank genome assembly.